AUGGGGGUGGGAGGACUACUGUAUACUAUCGAGAAACUAGUCCCCCCGGAGCGUGGAUAUGUGAUUAGCGCAUACCUCGCCCAGAAGAAUAAUAUCAGCGGAAACGGCGCGAUAGGCACCGGGCUGGUCACGUUACCACCCCCUUUGGGGUUAGCGGGAGGGCCUGUUGACACUGGCCUCAACGCAACACCUGCCCUCGCCCGACUGAAUUGCCUUGUCCUGCCUGGUAUGUCUGAUCGUUGCACUGCCACCACGCCUCCUACUCCCUUGAUCGGACCUGCAAUAGUUUUCCACGCCGAUCGGUUUGCCCGCAUCGGUAGCUCCACGCCAUCUCGUCAUUCCUCAUUCUCCCUGACUAGCGCAGCGCUUCCACGCCCAAUCAACCACCCCCGCCGAGCACCCUUUCUCGGAUCGUGCGUCACCGGCGCGGUCAAGGCCCAUUCGGAAGCCGAAUCCGCGUUCGGCGUCAUCUGCUCCUUCACUGGUCCCCCCUCCUACGAUCAGCCACCACCCGGCGACGAUCAUCUGCACUCCAUAUACAUAGUCCCUGCAGACGGUUUGGGACACCACGGGCCUCCACCUCCCAUCUUGCCGGCAGCCGUGCACGCCCUUUCAAUUGUGAUAUGA
Penicillium lagena is the source of this 627-nucleotide messenger RNA. RefSeq lists its product as uncharacterized. The record is from RefSeq and is a predicted model, not a curated record. The coding region runs from base 1 to 627 and encodes 208 amino acids. The transcript is spliced from 3 exons. Lineage: Eukaryota; Fungi; Ascomycota; Eurotiomycetes; Eurotiales; Aspergillaceae.